AUGGACGCCUAUCUCACGCUUGAAUUAAGAAAAAGAUUCAACUCUUCUAUGACUUAUCAAGAAUAUCUAGAUGCUUAUGAUAAACCUCCUCCAAAACCUAAGUUAAAACCAAAAGAAUCACCCGUCGUUGCUGAAUUACUUCUAUUGGAACCCCCAAAAGGGCCUAAACCUUAAUCAUAAAAAUUAGAGAUAUAUGAACCAGAUGAAAUUAUCCUGGAAGAAUCAGAAACAGAUGAACGAUCACGAGCACAAUCCCCAAUACAGAAACCUCCUUGUUACAAAGCUCUAAAGGCUAAUAAUGUCAGAGUAAGAAGCCAGAGUGAAAAUUUUGUGUUUUCAGUGUAUCGUUUCUUGUAAAACAAGCAACAUGUCCCUAAAUAAUGAUAAAACUAAAUUCAUAAAAACUAACAUCUAAGCUAUUUAUAA
Paramecium tetraurelia is the source of this 426-nucleotide messenger RNA. RefSeq lists its product as uncharacterized. The record is from RefSeq and is a predicted model, not a curated record. The transcript is spliced from 3 exons. Lineage: Eukaryota; Ciliophora; Oligohymenophorea; Peniculida; Parameciidae.